Messenger RNA from Ochlerotatus camptorhynchus, 1560 nucleotides. RefSeq names its product S-phase kinase-associated protein 2 (gene Skp2). The record is from RefSeq and is a predicted model, not a curated record. Gene Ontology annotation, cellular component: cytoplasm. Lineage: Eukaryota; Metazoa; Arthropoda; Insecta; Diptera; Culicidae. Gene Ontology annotation, molecular function: protein binding. Bases 26 to 1438 code for a protein of 470 amino acids. The transcript is spliced from 4 exons.
AUGCUAACUGCAAGUGCUUGAUUCGAUGGAUUCCAAAGGAAAGUGUGAACAUGUGGAAGCUGGGACUUUAGAGAAAACACUUUAUAAAAGCAAGCUUCUCCGAUUCGACAUUCGCAACCAGCACCAUGUUCGUUUGCUGAAGCGUAGUUUCGGAACGGAAGAUUGUCUAUCGCCGCUGGGUCUAGGAGUGCUCAGCGAAGAAGAGUACGAGUGCCAAAAGAAGCAACGGAAAGCAAGCCAUCCAUCAAGUGCCACGACGAUGUCCAACAGCAGCGGCCACAAGGGACGGAGCCCCUUGGCAAACGUUUCAAAUCACGCUCAAGCCAGCAACAACUUACCGCCGGCGGGAACUGUUCAGAAUGUUUCAAAUGAUGCCAGCUUGCGGAAGUUCAUGAGCCUCGUUAAUGAGGAGAGGUUUUUCCUGUAUCGGAAGCGAAAUACAAAGAUGUUCUUUGGAGAGGACCACUUCGGUAAGUUGUCGGAUGAGAUGCUUCUACACAUAUUCCGCUGUUUGCCGAAGAAAGCACUGAUCCGAUGCAGCCAAGUCUCCAAGCGAUUUAAUCGGGUUUCGCUGGACGAAACCCUCUGGACUCGGUUGGAUCUGUCCUGUAGAUCGUUACGAGACGGAGCACUUGGGCGGGUGAUUUCCAGAGGGACUGUAAUUUUAAGACUGGCACAGGCCCACGUUUCCCACCCGGUGUUCCAACCGGGAAGCGUAGAUCACAGUUUCGAGACGAAGCUGUCGUUUAUGGAUCUAAGUAUGUGUUCCAUCGAUCAUGGGACGCUGUUUGAGUUGCUGUCCCGGUGCCGAUCGCUCCGGAAACUGAGCCUGGAGAAUGUACCUGUAAAUACGGAAUGUUGCCGAGAGAUUGCCAGCAACGUAAACCUCGAAGCACUGAAUCUAACCAUGUGCGAGGGACUGGAUUCCUACAACGUGACACUGAUGAUGAAAAGGCUGACCAAGCUGCACAGCUUGAACAUCUCUUGGACGCAACUGUCCCGCUCCUCGGUCGAUAGCCUGGUGACACACGUGACGCCGAGUCUGCUGCGGUUGAAUAUUGCCGGUUGCCGGACGUCGAUGACCGAUGAUGGCCUGGAUAAGCUUAUCAACCGUUGCCCCGAUCUUUUGGAGCUUGAUCUCUCAGACUGCGCCCAGCUGUCCUCGACAGCCAUGACUACGGUUUGCAAGUUGAAAAAGCUAGAAUAUCUUUCCCUGUCGCGCUGCUACAAUAUCAACGUUACGUCGUAUCUGCAACUUAGUGAACUUGAGCCGCUGCAGUUUCUGGACGUGUUCGGUCUCCUGACGGAACCAGCCGUAGCCAUGCUACAGACGUCGUUCCCCGGUGUGGGAAUCAACAAGUUUAUGCACAGUUCCGUUGCGCGGCCAACCGUCGGAACGCGCCGUACUUCGAUCUGGGGCCUUCGAACACGAGACUGAUCUGUGGUGGUGGUCGAGGUCAUUUUUUUUCUUCCGUUGUCUUCUUCAUAUUAUUGUGUAUUGUUAAGAAUUCUAUCGUGAGAGAAUAGAAACUACUGAUAGAGAUUUGUCAAAAGCAUUUA